CGCACUUCGUCAUGCGUUUCGCGCAGAGAUGGCUGGCCAUCCUCGGGGGCUGUCUCCUUACUCUGGUAAGGUCGGAAUCGCCAAUCGAUCCCUGCCAGAACUUCUAUAAAUACGCCUGCGGCAACUGGUCGGCCAUUCACGCCGAAGAUCCGUACUCAAGCUUAGUGGAACAGUUGGACUACAGUUACCAUGAGAAGUUGGCCGAGUUGCUGGAAAAUGAAGAGCAGCACGAUGGGCCCCGCUUCCAGCAGCUGCUCAGGGACUUCUACACCUCCUGCCGGCGACCCCUGACUAAGGAUCAGGUGCUGGGAUUCCUGGAAAAUCUGAUCGAAAUGCCAAGCCUCGGAGAGGACGAACUGACCGUGGGCCUCACUGCCGCCUUCCGUCCAGGGGCUUUGUUGGAUACAUCGAGUUUCGAUCUGGAAAAAAUAUGGCAGGAGCUACUGUUCCGCACAGAAGAUUGGAACCCAAAUGAAACGAACACAGAGCCCCUGACUCGCCAAAAGUUUGAUCUUUUGUGGGCAGGCAGGCUAGAAGGAGCCGAUUUAAAAAAGGAGCUCGUUUGGGACGAGUUGAGCUGGCUGGAAUCCCAAAUGAUGAACACUUCAUCGUACGAAGCCUCUGACGGAGCCCCAGUGUUUUGGAUGCUGCCCUGGCCGGAAUUCAGGCCCGACUACAGGCAAUUGGCUCGUUUGCUGGCCAACAAGUCCAAGCGAUUUAUGCUUACCUAUAUCUACCUGAGACUAAAGCUGGUCCAAGGACUUGGCGAGUCUUGGCGCAUAGGACGCGCCGAGUGUGCCGACCACGCCAGACAUAUCCUGACCCACCCUUCGGUUUGGUUGAUGGAAAGGCACCAUCCCAGACUCAAGGAGGAGAGCGUUAUGCAGGACAUCUUCCAGGAACUCAAGCACCGUUUCGGCCAAAGACUCCGGGCCAAUAGGAAUAACUUCUCCAAGCACACGCAGCAGUUUCUACUCUCGAAGCUGGACAGAAUGACGCUGCGUCUGAGUGUCCUUCCCAGGCGCUGUUCGGAAAGGACCUUGGCGCAGCGCAUCGACAGGCACUACAGGGAUGUCCACCUGAGCCCCUCCGACUAUUUCGGGAAUCUCCUGGUCGGCCUGAAGCACUCCAGGAUGCAGAGCGACCAGUACAACAUGUUGUCCAUGAUAUCCGGGUCUGCCUCUAGAAACAGCUUGUUCCCCGUUCAGCCCUACCAGUACGGCACCUAUGCCUCGCCCUUCUACUUGACCGAGAGCAACAUGCUGAUCGUGCCCCUCUCCCUGCUGGGGCCACCGCUUUACACACCCCAGCAGCCGCAGAUACUCACGUACAGUUCGCUGGGCUUCGUCCUGGGCCACGAGCUGAGUCACGGCUUCGACCCCGAGGAUGUGGUCCUGAACUCCCGGGGCACGGCGAGUUCCUCAGUCAGGAGGGAGCUCAGGAAGAACCGGAGGUUUCAGCGCGAGCUGAACUGCCUGAAAGGCCAGUUCAAUAGUAGACUUAAUGAAAAGUUUGCAGACGCAAAUGGCCUAGAACUGGCCUACUCCGCCUACUUUGACACCGCCCAAACGGAUGGGAAAAGGGAUCGCAAGGUCAGGGACUCCACCGACCAGAAGCAGCAGUUCUUCAUCAACUUUGCCCAGUUCUUCUGCUCCGAUGCUGAUCUUUUGGAGGACAGUACGGACCAUGGCAGCGACAGGCGAAGGGUCAACGAUGCGGUUUUCAAUUUCCAUCCUUUUUUAGAGGCCUUCAGCUGUCGGAAAACGCAAAAUCGAAGACAGUGUCGGUUGUUUUAGUAUGAUAAAUACCCGUCUAUCCAUAAAUCGCCAUUAAAGAUAACAUAUGUUUUCGUUUCUUUUA
Molecule: messenger RNA, 1860 nt
Organism: Drosophila subpulchrella
Lineage: Eukaryota; Metazoa; Arthropoda; Insecta; Diptera; Drosophilidae
Product: neprilysin-1
Exons: 2
Coding region: 12-1796 (594 amino acids)
Biological process (GO): protein processing
Cellular component (GO): plasma membrane
Molecular function (GO): metalloendopeptidase activity
Source: RefSeq, a predicted model, not a curated record